AUGAACACCCGACUACUCUCUUCCUCAAUGGGAGGACCGUCCCGACUUCUCACCUCUUUCGCUUCUACCACCAGGAUCAUCAAUCCAACUCACUCAUCUCGUAGAUAUCUACUCACAUUCCCACAUCCAGAUCUUGAUUCAUCAAAAGGUUCAACCAAGUUAAUUAUAAAAUCAAUUGAACAUGAUAUACCUUCUAUGAUAGAUGCUUUUACGAUUAUCAAAGCUGUAGAACAAAAGUUGAACACCAAGAUAUUAGAUCUAUCAAUACCGAAAGAUUAUGAUAGUUUGAAACAUGGCUCAACGAUAUUCAUAACUAUGUUAAGACCUGUAUCUCUUUCUUCAAAUCGGUCUCAGGACGAUGAGGCCAGUGAGGAACAUGUUGGAGGAGGAGGAAAUGAUGGGGGUUCAUUGUUAUUCGAGAUUCCAUUGAUAUCAGCAUCGAAUUUAUCUGGUCAAAGUAACUUUUUAGGUGGUCCAAGUCUCACUGAUAUCGAGACCGCCCUUUUAUCCUCAUCUCCCCGGGGAUCUCCUUCAAAUAUCUCGAUAGCGAAAGAUGGAAAACAACCUGAGACAAUCCGAGUCAAAGUUGAGAUACAAAGAAAUGCUCAAAGGGAUAAGAAAAGGAUUUUAAGGAGAGCAAGAUAUUCUUCAAAUGGUAAAGAAGCAAGUGACAUUGUUAAGCAAUUGAAAGGAUUCAAAGGUGGUUUCUAUGGUGGUUUUGAUGGUUUAUAUGAUAAAUUUUCACAUCUUGAAAUCACAUCUGAACAAUCUGAAUCUCAAUCAUCAACAUCUACGUCUGCGGCUGCGACUACGACCACGGCUUCUCCUGCUUCCACUAGAGCCCAGUCUGGAACUCAAGCUCAAGGUAAUGUGCAAGGAGAUGGAGAAGUGACACAGGAGAACGAACAAAGUGAGGAAGCCUCCAUCAAUGUCGAACAAGUAAUAGAACCUUUCCAAGAAGUAGAAAAGGGUGAGAUCGUUGAAGAUCAUGUUCCGGGCGUCAAUGCACCAACCGUAAAAGGGACAAGCACCGGAUCUUCAGGAAUUCCAUCAAUAACAGAAUCACCUGGUCUAUCAAAAGCUCAGAUUGCAAGAGAGAAAUUACGAGAAGCAGCCAUUGCUUCCGCUCAACGCGAUUUAGAAAUACAAAGUAGGAAACAGAAAGAAGCUCGAGAAGCUGCAUCGGAAGCGGAGAGAUUCGCCGAAGAAAAACGAGAAGAUGCUCAGAGAUCGAAAGAAGGUGAGAGGAAGAAAGACGAGAAGGAAGGUGGAUUCUUUGGUGGUGUUUUUGGUAAAAGGGAUUAG
Messenger RNA from Kwoniella shivajii, 1305 nucleotides. RefSeq lists its product as uncharacterized. NCBI's taxonomy places the organism in Eukaryota, Fungi, Basidiomycota, Tremellomycetes, Tremellales, Cryptococcaceae. The record is from RefSeq and is a predicted model, not a curated record. Bases 1 to 1305 code for a protein of 434 amino acids. The transcript has a single exon.